Molecule: messenger RNA, 6272 nt
Organism: Calidris pugnax (ruff)
Lineage: Eukaryota; Metazoa; Chordata; Aves; Charadriiformes; Scolopacidae
Gene: RASGEF1C
Product: RasGEF domain family member 1C
Exons: 14
Coding region: 70-1488 (472 amino acids)
Biological process (GO): positive regulation of GTPase activity; Ras protein signal transduction
Cellular component (GO): plasma membrane
Molecular function (GO): guanyl-nucleotide exchange factor activity
Source: RefSeq, a predicted model, not a curated record
CACAGCGGCGGCGUCUCGCAGAGGAGGACUACAGGCAUGCCCUAAGAUAAAUUGAUUCAAAAGGAAGGCAUGCCCCAAACGCUGAGUUCUACCAGUAUGUUUACCCCAUGUGGCUUCAGCCCUCAUCUACAUACUUCAAAAGAAGAUGAACAAGGAGGACUGAUCUUCCAGGAUGGAAACCUUACCUCAGCAUCUCUGGAUGCUCUCAUUCAGCAUCUGAUACCUACCACUGAUUACUACCCUGAAAAAGCCUAUAUCUUUACAUUCCUGCUGAGUUCCAGACUCUUCAUCGAACCCCAUGAGCUUUUGUCCCGAGUUUGUCACAAGUGCAUUGAGCAGCAGCGGCUGGACGACCCCGUGCUGGACAAGGCACGGAUCAGAAAAUUUGGACCCAAAAUCUUACAGUUGCUGACAGAGUGGACGGAGACGUUCCCGUAUGACUUUCAGGAAGAGCGGAUGAUUGGGCAUCUGAAAGACAUGAUCCACAGGAUAGCCCCGUGUGACGAGGCCUAUUGGAAAAAGAUGAAUCAGCUUUUGCAAACCCUGAACCAGAAGCUUGCAACCCUCAGCCAUGGGCAAGAAGGGAUUGUUAAGAUCAGUGCUGCUGUCUCUGACAAGCUGGUUGCCUUUAAAAACAAACCUCCAUCAAUUCAGAGAGAAAUCCUGAGCGUCUGCAGCGACCCUUACACUCUGGCUCAGCAGCUGACACAUGUGGAGCUGGAAAGGCUGAGUCACAUUGGACCUGAGGAGUUUGUGCAGGCAUUUGUCCAUAAAGACCCUCUGGAUGGCACCAAGACUUGUUUCAGUGAACAGAAGAAGACGAGUAACCUUGAGGCCUAUGUGAAAUGGUUCAAUAGACUCUGCUAUCUUGUAGCAACAGAAAUUUGCAUGCCUGCAAAAAAGAAACAGCGAGCACAGGUCAUCGAAUUCUUCAUUGACGUUGCCCGGGAGUGCUUUAACAUAGGGAAUUUUAAUUCGCUGAUGGCUAUCAUUUCUGGAAUGAACAUGAGUCCAGUUUCCAGGCUAAAGAAGACUUGGUCAAAAGUGAAAACAGCCAAAUUUUUCAUUCUUGAGCACCAGAUGGACCCUACUGGUAACUUCUAUAACUACAGAACAGCAUUGAGGGGGGCUGCUCACAGAUCCCUCACCGCACACAGCAACAGGGAGAAGAUUGUGAUCCCCUUCUUCAGCCUACUGAUCAAAGACAUUUAUUUUUUGAACGAAGGAUGUGCUAAUCGCCUUCCAAAUGGACAUGUCAACUUUGAAAAAUUUCUGGAACUGGCUAAGCAAGUAGGAGAAUUUAUAACAUGGAAGCAAGUGGAGUGUCCCUUUGAACAAGACCCAAACAUCAUCCACUACUUACAUACCGCUCCCAUUUUUACUGAAGAUGGUUUGUAUCUGGCUUCCUAUGAAAGUGAAAGUCCAGAAAACCAGACAGAAAAAGACAGGUGGAAAUCCUUAAGAUCCACUAUUUUAGGAAAGACUUGAAGAUUAAGAGAUUAUCGCAGUAGGUCAAGGAAGAGAAAAUCCGCAAACAUUUUGCACUACUGAUUCCAAAGAUGCCUGUUUGGGAUUUAGACAUUUUUUUUUUUGUUUGAAUUUUUUGUUGGGUUUUUUGACUGCCUGACAUGAUGGAUGAACUGGAUUCAUCCACUGAAAUCAACAGAACUGUGUGCACAGUGACGCUUUUCUAACUACGAGACACAGAGAGGAAGGACAAACAGACUAUUUGUGGCUGUGCCCAAACUGCGUCAGGAUCACUGUAACUUUUGCCUCUGAAGGAAAAUGUAAGAAAACCAGGAGGAUGGAGAACUGUGAAACUGCAAAAGAGAAUGGAAGUCUAACAAAAGGAAAGCAAAAAAUACUUGGGAGUAUUUCAGAAGCAGGUGCUUCGGACAGCAGCUCUUUAAACCCUCUGAGGAUUGUAAAAUGAAAUCAAACACAGACACAGCAGCAAUCUGGUUAAUUGCUGAAUGAAGAAAGAGGAACUUAAUCUCACAUUAGCAGUCCCCAAGCCUUGUUGAACAAAGCACCGACUGCUACAGGUAUAAGCUUCCAGCGGAUGAAAACUGACAUGGCUCACUCGUAUGUAUAUGUGUGUGUGUCACAUACGGACCACGUUGGCAUGGGACAAUCCUACAAACCCUGUGAAUUUUUACAGAGAACAAUCUGCAGUACGACUGUUGCUUGGUUAUUCUUCCCACCACUGUUGUUGCUUUUCUUACUGUGAAUCUUGGCAGAUGUGAGGAGGGCACAGAGUGCAGACGGUGUUGCUUAAAGACCCCCCGCUACGAGCCCAAUUAACAUUGAACUGAAGAAGGCAAUGACUCACCCUACUCCUAUUUAAUGUAUGUAGUGAAUUCCCUAAUUUUGUUGAUGCUGAGUUGCAUCUUUGAGAGGGUUUUAUGACACUUAAAGAAAAAAGCUACUGCAUUACCAUUUGAAAAAAAAAAAUAUCUAUCGGGUUCCAAUUAAUACGGUACUGUUUAUUUUGCAACAUGAUACUAAGAGGAUAGGAAGCAGGGGGUAAUUGCUCUAAAUUUGGAAACUACAUGGUAUGCUUUAAAAAGACAAAAGGGCUUCAGACUAGAAUGAAGGCACUAAAGAAUUUGUCAUUCACGAGCAGAUAACCGAUUUUCUCUGGUUUUAUUUUUUAGGAUCUAAACCAUGUUCACCAUUUCCUUACAGACAGUAUGAAGUAGGGACUAUGUCUUGUGUUUAAAGUUGUACAAUAAUCAACACAAUAAUCAAGGUGCUACUGUAACACAUGUAUGAAGUGAUAAUUAACUAUAUGGAUAUUAGAUUUAAAAGUAAGCCCUAACUAAAGUAACCUAAAAGUAAGCCCUAAAGUAAUCAUAUGUGGAAGAAAUGUUCUUCCCGCCCCAGAAAAGACCUCAAAAAGCUUAAAUGAAACCUAAAUGCCACUACUUUGCAUUUUAUUACUGACUUGAUGCUGUCCACCUAGAUGUUCCAGUCUGUCUACAACAGAAGGAUGUAACCCUUUCUUUGAUAUCAAUAAUAGUUUUAUUUCAACGCAGAGUGAUUCCAAAUGGCUGCAGUGUUUUGAAAAAUUGGGCUAAUCACAAACCCUGGUUGUGUUGGCCUGUGCAUUUAGCCAGAAAACUGGAACUGUUUCUGCCCUCUGCCAGGCCUCAAAAGUUAUCCAUGGCUGAGAGAGUUGUUGAAAUGUGAGGUGUUGGUGAGCUGGGGUCUGAGGGCAGCUCUGAUAGUUGAGCUGAUGGGGAGCAGCUGGAGACACUCUCUGUGUGAUACACUAAAGGUUGGUCGUGUCUGCAGGGCAGUUCUUAUGGUGGGUUAUGGUCUGUGAAAACCUGUGCUGUCUAGAUCAUGGUCACCUGGAAUCCACUGCUCCUGCAGUUGCUGAGAUGAGCAGGACAACUUCUUCUGGAUUGGCAUAUGUAGGGCUUGAGGUGGAACUUCACUCUCCUUUUCAUAUAGGUCUAUCAGUGCACAAAUUCGAGGAGGGGGAACAUAAAAGCAUCAUGUGUUUAUUCAAGCUUUGUACAGAAGAAGUAAGUGUAAGGAUGGUACAACAUCAUUCUAGGCAGGGAAUGAUCAGUAUUCUGGUGAUACUGCUAAUAUGCUCUUUGUUAAUUGUUGUACAGGAGCUGAGAGCUGUAGAGAAACACGCACACGUAGCCAUUCCUUCAAGCAGAACCAUUUCCAAAAUGAUGCCAUUAAAAGCCUGUUAAAUUCCAACCAAAUCCAGAGCAAUAACCAUAAACACAUCUACCGCAAUGCUAAUGCUUAAGUGGGUUUGCUAAAUGGUCAUUUUUUUUCUUAAUGUCUGCAUCUUUUAACAGACACAGUGUGACUUCAUGGUGGAAAUGGUUUUUUAUUUAUCUGAAAGCCAAUGUAGGUGGACGGACCUUUCCUUAAAACCUACUUUUUAAAAAUGGAAAUCCUCUCUCUUUUUCUAAUAAGGCAAUAGAGGCUGGUAGAGCUGAGAUUAUAACACACCGAAGAGGAAUCAAAAUGUGAUUUCUCCUGAUACUACUUUAUAUUCUUGGGCACCUUCUAUGAAUUCAGGCAAUUUUAUAAGUAUGAGUUAAAUUAGAUCUCAUAAAGUUUAUCAGUGUUGCAAACUAAACCACUUUCAUAGUCCAAAACUUUCAAACCUCAGUGCUUAAAAUUGGAAGCAUAAAGGUCAGAUUUAGGUAGGUAUUAAGGGCUUAGUGGGACUGUCAGAAGCACUAAAUUAUCUUUAAGCCUUUAUGUAGUCACACAUUUAAAAGGUCUUUUUUUCAGAGGUGCUAACUAUCCUCAUUUCUUGCUGAAUACUGAGGCAAUUAUUGCUUUAUAGAGGUGUGUGGCAUAUUGAUCCCUAGUAUUUGAUCUCCAGAGAAGCUGGCUGCAAUUUGCAAAACGACUUGGAGAUCAGAGUGCAGAACAACUUAAAAUGAGAAGACAGCGCUUUUGAAAAACAGACUUUAGGAAUCAUAGCUUGUCUUCAUAUAAUUUCAUAGCUAAAAUCCUAUUGAUUUAAAUAGAAACAAUGUAAAGCCUUAAGUUACAGCUGUCAGUUGCAUUUGUAAUUCAUAUUUGGUGUAACUGGGGUGUGCAGCUCCAGAGAGGAGAGUGGUUACAGCCUGGCUUCACCAACAGGUUUUACAAAGAGCGAGUACAACUGAAAACAAAGGAUGACAGUUUGGGGAAUAGAUUUCUUCCAAAAAUGCAUUAAUUACAUGAAAACAAGAAAAAGCACCUCCAAUAAUUAAUGUUUUCUUGCUAUAAACAGAGGAGAAUUCCUACCAUGCUGAAAAGAAAGCAGUAUUACUUAACACCAACCCCUAAGCCACUGUAAGGCAUGUAGUUGUGAGACUAAUACCUAGACAAGUUACUGGUUGUAAUCUCAUGGUUUACUAAUUCCACCUUUUCCAGGGGAUUUGCCUCCCCAACAGCUGCUUGGGCUCAUGCUCCACAGAGAACACAGCAAAACUAGACCUAUAGGUCUGUAGUGUUAGUAUCAAAACCCUGAGCUAGUAAGGUGUGAAUAUAUGAUACAGAGUCUUUCCAAAACAUUAACUUAGCUCCUGCGUAUAUGGCAAAAUUUUAAAAGACCCAAAUACAUUAAAUCACUUCUGCACCUCCUCUAGUGUAAUCAGAGUGGUAGUAAAGGCUCUAUUUUUUCCUCUCUUGAGUGUGCCAUUCUGCAAUGGUAGAUAAAAAAGCCCAGUGAAAAACAAUGAAGGAAUUGUGUUGAAGUCAGUAGAUUAACUUGCUCAAUGCCUUUCAAAAGACACUUAAUCGUACAAUCUUGCCCUCAAUUUCACAUCAGCAUCAAUCACGUUACCUAAUUAAAGGUGGAUGGAGGUAGGUCUGCUGGGCGGGACUGAUUUUUGCAGGCAAAAAACUCUUUAACUGAGUCUGGCACACAAGAGCCCUGUGCAGGAGAGUGCACUGAGUCUGGCGUGUCGCUGUCCCCUCUGUCAGGCCAUGAACACCAUCCUGCCCUACAGCUGGUCAGGAGCUCCCCACAUGGGUAGAGGACACGCGGAUCUGGAAGCAGACUGUGAUCCCAGCCACUGCCGAGAUGGCCCUUUAACAAAGUAUGGACACAGCUGCUAAAGCACUUCAAAUAACAAACAAUUUAAGCGUAGAGAUAGUUUUCUCAGCUCGAAAAUAUUUUACAGUGUGGUCAGUGGUGAUAAGAUAAUCACUCACUUCAAGUCAGGCCAGUCCCCUACUGAUACCUUGGUUACUUCACCAUGUUUUAUUGCAAUAGUUUAUGCACCUUUUAUUAAAGCACAUGAGCACUGGUUGGCACACGACUGUGAAUCCAGUUUAGGACAGAGCUCAGAUUACUGAAUAUGGAAUUGGAGUGAUCAAAAAGAAGACAUGUUUGUAGAAAAGAUAUUGUUAUGCAUAUCAGUGUAAAAAUGUUAGAGAGUUAACAGUAUCUGGCCUAAUAAUGACUGUGUUCCAGAGAAUGAGACUGAUCCCACGCGUGCCAGAGGAAAAACUCCAAUUGAUCUUGAUGGGCUUUGGAGCAGUCUUGCAAUCAGUAACUAUAGUACAGUUUUAAGUUAUUCAUAGGGAUUAAAUUGCAUUGACAACUAUUAUAGUCCCUGGCCUUUCUUUUGAGCCAGGUGCAACUCUCAGAUGGGCACUUAAUAGCGUGAAAAUCCAGCCUUAGAAAAAGUUUUCUUCGACAUAGUUGAAGUUUCAGCAGCAAAUUCAAGGACUAAAUCAGAUCCAAUGAAUUAACUCAUGUCUGAGAGCAAAAUUUGACUUUCUGGGUUUAAGAACCU